AUGCAAACCAUCGUGCUUACAACCACCAUCUCAACUUACAUCGAACUCAGAAUCCCCUGCGACGCUACUGAGAUUCCUCAAUCCAUGAGCUCUCUGCUUACUCGCCCUCCGCCUUUGUCUCUCCCGACCUCCCUGGGCAGCAUCGCGACAGGUGGAAACAGUCUCACCGCGCCCGAUGGCAGCUCUCCCGCUCCUCCUCAGACCAGCACCCUCAGGUCUACUCCGGCCGCCGAGAAGCCCAACCCUUCUUCGUCCAACUCCUUCUCCUCGAGUCAGACUUCCUCCCCCUUCACCACCGGCACCCAGAGCUCUACAAUCGACCACACCUCGACCGCCGAUUCCUCAUCCGCACCUGCCGUCCCCGACACAUCCACAGCUGCCUCUAGAAGCACCGCCGAGCCCUCGAAGCCUGCCACCGCGACUUCCACCACGAAUAUUCCCAUCUCCACGCAGUCUAUCUCAUCAGGAACGACCGAGUCCUCCGUGGCAUUGUCAUCAUCAUCCUCGACUCGCAACAUCACGACCGUCGUGGUAUCAAGCACCAUCGUGGUCCUCUGGCCAGGAACGGAAAGCACAUCCAGCGUCGCGGUAUCGACCACUUCCCCCUCCUCCAAGGCUCAACAUACCGCCUGGGUAACCCAGACCUCCCAAGAGACAGUCACGGAAUGGAUGCAGCCCUCGUCGUCCUCAUCCUCCUCGUCAUCAACCUCUUCCUCCUCCUUGCCAUCCUUCUCUUCAAGCCCCGCUCGAACCGCAUGGGUCACGAAGACCGCUAAAGCGACAGUCACAGAAUGGUUCGACCCGCCGGCCGUCGCUCCUUCCUCAUCCUCCACCUCUACCACCCCGGAUGGUCCCGCCGUCGUCGUCGUGACGGCCUCCGCGCAAGCUACUAUAACCCAAUUCCACGACAGCACCCAAACGAUCAUCGUCUCCCCCUCCUCCUCCGCUCCUGCCUCACCCGAAGUCCAUCCCCGCCUUCCCACAGACUCGAACCUCCCCGGCCCGACAAAGCGCAUCGUCCGCUUCAGCCAGCGGAUCUGGUACACCGAGAACAAGCACCAGAUCAUGGUCAUAGCCACCUACGAGGACAACCACGUCGUCACCGUCUACACGGCCCCGGAAAGGACCGAUCUGCCCGCUGUGCUGGUGCUCGAUGACCAGAACGGCAACAAGCGAGGCUCGCUCAAGAUGACAUUCCGCGUGGGCUUCUUCACGAUUGACUUCCGCUCGGAGAUGGCGGGCAGGGUUGUCGAGUGGGAGAACCACUGGACCAAGAACGAGGCGGACGAGGGUGCGCCGUGGUGCGAGACCGUGUUCCUGAAGGAUGACGGAAAGGAGAGACUCGCUCGGGAGAUCUGGUGCUACUACACCGCCUGA
Colletotrichum chrysophilum is the source of this 1377-nucleotide messenger RNA. RefSeq lists its product as uncharacterized. The transcript is spliced from 2 exons. Lineage: Eukaryota; Fungi; Ascomycota; Sordariomycetes; Glomerellales; Glomerellaceae. The record is from RefSeq and is a predicted model, not a curated record. The coding region runs from base 1 to 1377 and encodes 458 amino acids.